AGGUUCUUUCGCUUCUUUUCCCUUCACGCCACCGCCUAGCGCGGAGGCACUACCGCUACGACUCUCCGCCACGGUUUCCUUGCGCUUUUUCUUUCGCAUGAUUUCGGAUGAACGGACUUGUACCUAUUUCCUUUGUGGAUGCUUUUGUUUCCUCUUUCACAUCAUGUCGCACGCAAGCGCAGCAGCAGCAAAUGCCGCCGCCGCCGUCACCGCCGCCGCCGGUCGCACAGUGUCCGACUGAGUAGGCAGGAACGAGCGAGCGAGCGGGCUGGUUGCGCAAGCAUCUACGACGAUUUCGCCGGCGGGCCCCGUUUCCCGCUUCCUUGUUAUCAGGGCGGACGCGAGGGGUGCGCAUACAGUUGCUGCGCCAGGCGACCGCCUUGUUCGCGUCUUCAUCUAACCCUUCCCGGAGUUACUGGGCAGGGGGGACGCACACGCGGUUGCCGCAGCCGUCGGCGAACUGGAGGAGCAGACUAGGACGCGGGUUGGGCAGGCGGCGGGUACGCACACGAAUUGCGACUCGCCGCAACGAGGAGGGAUGAUGGUGGAGGACGUGGGCGCUCUUGGCUCGAGCUAGCUCGAGGGGAACUCUUGGGCUGGACUUGAUGGACUUGAUGCAGGGCAGGACAUGGGUGAUGUCGCCAGAUUGAAACGGACUGAAACGGA
Messenger RNA from Aplosporella prunicola CBS 121167, 666 nucleotides. RefSeq lists its product as uncharacterized. The record is from RefSeq and is a predicted model, not a curated record. Bases 139 to 477 code for a protein of 112 amino acids. NCBI's taxonomy places the organism in Eukaryota, Fungi, Ascomycota, Dothideomycetes, Botryosphaeriales, Aplosporellaceae. The transcript has a single exon.